AUGGUGGCCUCUGAGAAUGACUCGAAGCAUACAAACCAAGCGAUGAGAAUGCACGAGUCGGCUGAUCCACCAUUUGAGACAACAUACAAGAGGCUGUUGGAGAAGGUGAUGGAGGCACCGAAAGUGUCGGGCGUGGUGGAAUGCGAGCUUCCAAUGAUCGAUCUAAACGAACUAAAGAUGGGCGAGUUGUCAAAGAGAGCAUGCAAGAAGAAGAUGGCCCGAGCUUCGCAGGAAUGGGGUUUUUUCCAAGUGAUAAAUCAUGGGAUUUGUAAAGAUGUUUUGGAGAAGAUGAGGGAGGAGCAAGUGAAGCUCUUCGCCAAGCCCUUCUCCGACAAGGCAGCAUACAACUUCUCCGCGGGUAGCUACAGGUGGGGCACGCCCUCCGCCACCUGCCUCGCCCAGCUCUCCUGGUCGGAGGCUUUUCAUGUCUCCGUCAGCGACAUACUCUCCUCACCCAACUUCCACACUAAUCUCAGCUCAAUAAUGGGGCAGUAUGCGAGGAUGGUGUCUGAAUUGUCACAGAAAUUGGUGGAGAUAUUGGCAUCAGAAUUGGGGGAGAAAUCAGAUUUUUUCGAAGAGAAAUGUGUGGAGAGCACAUGUUACCUAAGAUUAAACAGAUACCCAGCGUGCCCAAUUUCCCCAGAAAUGUAUGGAAUAAUGCCA
Molecule: messenger RNA, 663 nt
Organism: Salvia hispanica
Lineage: Eukaryota; Viridiplantae; Streptophyta; Magnoliopsida; Lamiales; Lamiaceae
Source: RefSeq, a predicted model, not a curated record